Diabrotica virgifera virgifera (western corn rootworm) is the source of this 1273-nucleotide messenger RNA. RefSeq lists its product as uncharacterized. Bases 160 to 1164 code for a protein of 334 amino acids. Gene Ontology annotation, molecular function: chitin binding. The transcript is spliced from 6 exons. NCBI's taxonomy places the organism in Eukaryota, Metazoa, Arthropoda, Insecta, Coleoptera, Chrysomelidae. Gene Ontology annotation, cellular component: extracellular region. The record is from RefSeq and is a predicted model, not a curated record.
CGAGUGCAAACACCAUGGACGCGAAAGUUUUCAAGAGAUUAUACUCUCCCUCUGCUUUUACUUUCACGCAACAUUUCUGAUGCAGAUAAUCCGAUCCAGUGAUUGUCUAGCUAUCAGGUGAGCAGUCUACAAGAGUGAUAAUUUAGUGAUACAGUCAAAAUGAAGAUAUACUUAUCAGUAUGUUGUAUGAUAGUUACUGUAAGAUGUCUACCAGAACCCAUCACACAAAUACCAGGAUAUACACAACUAUCUGAGCAACAGGUUAAGCACCUCCAAAAUAGGGGUUUUGGUUCCACGAUAAAAACUUUUGGACCAACAGAAGCUAAUAGGGAAGAAGAAGAAGAAUUUUACGAAGAUGAUGAAAUCGAUAGUGACGCAGAGUCCAGUCAAGAUCGUGCUCCCACAUAUGCCAAUCAAAACUAUCCAGUACCCAUAAAAGCAACGCUCCAACCUAUAAAAGCGACUUUACAACCAAACAAUAUAAACUAUCCAAUUCCUGUAAGGACUUCAGUUAGUAAAGGUUAUCCUACGCCUGUUCCAGAAAAAAGAUUCCAACAACAGAAGCAGUACCUUCGAAGGGGGGAAGAACUGCAGGCCAUCAAUAAACUAGAGGAAGAAAAAGAAGAGGAAGAAGAGCCAGACAGACUUUCUUUACUAUUGCCCCAAUCUAAAUUUACUUGUAGUGGAAGGAACACUGGAUAUUACGCAGAUGAAGAUCUAGGAUGUGAGGUGUUUCAUUAUUGUCAAGAAAACUCUAAGCAUUCAUGGAUUUGCCCCGAAGGAUUUACUUUCCACCAGGUACAUUUGAUUUGCAUGCCUCCAGGAGGAGACAACAUUUGCGAGAAAUCAUCCGACUACCACUUUGUUAAUGAUUUCUUAUACAAACCAGUAAAUCUUGAGGAAUACCAGCAAAAACCUAAUAUAACAUUAAGGUAUUCGGAUAGAUAUUACCCCGAACAGUAUAGAACAAGGUAUAAUGAAGACGACGAUGCUCCAGUGCAACAUCAACACUCGAUUCGUGUAACUGGACAACCACGCUUCCAAUAUGUUUCACCAACAACUUUGAGACCUCAACAAGUUUACAGAUCUCCAGAAGAAAUUAACAUUUCUCUCCAACAAAGACGGCCGUCACCGCAGCCAUCUACCCAAUAUGAAGAAUAUUAGUAAUUAAGUUUAGAUAACUAUAUUUAAUUUUAUGUAUAAACCCUAGAUCCAUAUUGCAAUAAUGAAUAAUAGAAAUAAUACGGACCAGCAAUAAAUUCGAUUUUUCCCA